CCUUCUCUACAACAAGAGCGCAUAGGUCACUAACCAGUACAUAAUCCCCACUGGGAAAGCCCUUCACCAGCCAGACAAGCAGCUCGAUCGGCUGCACAGCUCCGAAGAGGGCAAACUCAUGGGCUCCACUGGCGCAGAAAUGAUCGUCAUCCCGGCAGCUAACAACGACGAAGACUCAUGCACGUACGCGAUGCAGCUGGCGGCAGCGUGUAUCUUGCCGAUGACGCUCAAAAACGCCAUCGAGCUAGGCAUGCUAGAGAUCCUUGUGGGCGCCGGCGGGAAGGCUCUGUCGCCGUCCGAGGUGGCCGCGCGGCUGCCAUCGACCACUACCAACCCGGACGCGCCGGCAAUGGUGGACCGCAUGCUGCGGCUGCUGGCGUCGUUCAACGUGGUGUCGUGCGAGGUGGAGGAGGGUAAGGACGGCCUCCUCGCCCGCCGUUACGGCCCCGCGCCGGUAUGUAAGUGGCUCACACCCAACGAGGACGGCGUCUCCAUGGCCGCGCUGCUCCUCAUGUGCCACGAUAAGGUCACUAUGAAGAGCUGGUAUCAUUUGAAGGACGCAGUCCUCAACGGCGGCCUCCCGUUCGAGAAGGCGCACGGGAUGCCGGCGUUCAAGUACCACGGCACGGACCCGCGGUUCAAUCGCGUGUUUAACGAGGGCAUGAAGAACCACUCCACCAUCAUCACCAAGAAGCUCCUCGAGUCCUACACGGGCUUCGACGGCCUCCGCGCCCUCGUCGACAUCGGCGGCGGUACCGGUGCCACCAUCCACGCCAUUACCUCCAAGUAUCCACAACUCAGCGGAGUCAACUUCGACCUCCCCCACGUCAUCUCCGAGGCACCGCCAUAUCCUGGCGUAAGGCACAUCGGCGGCGACAUGUUCAAGGAGGUUCCGUCCGGCGCUGAUGCUAUCCUCAUGAAGUGGAUCCUCCAUGACUGGACUGACGAGCAAUGUGCGACGCUGCUGAGGAACUGCUAUAAUGCACUCCCCCCGCACGGCAAGGUGGUCGUAGUGGAGUGUGUCCUACCAGUGAACCCGGCCGAUGCCUCGCGCAAUGCGCAGACGGUCUUCACGAUCGACAUGAUCAUGCUCACGGACACCCCUGGUGGAAAGGAGAGGUACCAGAGGGAAUUCGAAAUGCUGGCGAAGGGCGCCGGAUUCGCCAAUGUCAAGGCCACCUACAUCUACGCCAACGCUUGGGCCAUCGAGUUCACCAAGUAGAUCUGGCCUCGGCCGCCCGUUUUAUAUGUUCUCCUUGCUUCUCCCUAGACCUGAAUCUGCACUUGAUUCGUGUAAUUUUUUACUUAUUUUUCACCUUCUCCAAAUAAAUGUGGAUUGUAAUGGUUGUUUAUACUACUUGAAAAUCAAAAUGCAGUGCGUAUAAAUAAAUUUAGUAAAAAGUUUACCAAUGUA
Messenger RNA from Lolium perenne, 1414 nucleotides. Its product is annotated as tricetin 3',4',5'-O-trimethyltransferase. Gene Ontology annotation, molecular function: protein dimerization activity; O-methyltransferase activity. The record is from RefSeq and is a predicted model, not a curated record. Lineage: Eukaryota; Viridiplantae; Streptophyta; Magnoliopsida; Poales; Poaceae.